Zasmidium cellare ATCC 36951 is the source of this 1338-nucleotide messenger RNA. RefSeq lists its product as uncharacterized. Gene Ontology annotation, biological process: protein phosphorylation. The record is from RefSeq and is a predicted model, not a curated record. Gene Ontology annotation, molecular function: ATP binding; protein kinase activity. NCBI's taxonomy places the organism in Eukaryota, Fungi, Ascomycota, Dothideomycetes, Mycosphaerellales, Mycosphaerellaceae. The transcript is spliced from 4 exons. The coding region runs from base 1 to 1338 and encodes 445 amino acids.
AUGGAGGUCGUAGGAUCCACGAUAGCGAUAGUCAGUAAUGUUGUCCAAAACGAGUUGUCUGAGCGAAUAGCCCACGUGGAAUGCUGCUGGAACCGCACAAGAUGGCAGCUGGAAUUCAUACAACGAAUAUGGCCCACUCUGAGCGAGGACCACCAAAGCAUCCAGGAGGAGAUACUCAAAGUCUUGAAGUCUAAGCUGGAGUCUGCGGACAAGAAACUGAGCAAAUUGCUGAAGAGACCGAGCGAGUCUACCGAUUCUAACCACGGGAGACCUGCCGUCAGCCGUUGGAAGUACCUCUUCGUCAAGUCGCACUUGGAUGAAACAAUAAAAAGCCUUAACAAAUGGCAGGCUAUGUACGAUCCGUCUUGGUAUCUAAUCAUACGUGUGGCCAGCCCGAUCAUUGACGCCGAGUUGAGAAGUCCUAAGAUUGCGGUAUCUCAAGAUGCCACAGAUUGGUUCAUCGUUGACCCGGUACCCUGCUUGGCCAAUGCCUAUGUGGGACUCAUGACCAAAGACAUCCGAACUCUGGCAGCGAAACUUCAUCAUGCAGAUCCUUUGACUUUUGGAGUGUUGAGAUGCCGCGGAGCUGUCAAAGUGAACCGGAACAGCAACGGCAAAUUAGUUGCAUUCGACCUUGUCUUCGAGACCUCGACGAGCGAGAAACCACGCACUUUACGUAGUUGUCUCGUCCAGCGUACGCCUCACUCGCUGACAGAGCGACUCGAGUUGGGCAGGCAGCUUGCCAAGUCGGUCAACUACGUCCACACUCUUGACUUUGUCCACAAGAACGUCCGGCCGGACAAUUUGGUCGGCUUUGGAGACGCAGACCUAGGACUGUUCUAUCUGGUCGGAUUUGAGCAAGUUCGAAGUGCUGAAGGCAUGACCUACCUGCAGGGAGACACAGACUGGCAGAAGAAUAUUUACCGCCACCCAUCUCGUCAAGGACUGUCCUUGGAUCAGCCGUAUUGCAUGCAACACGAUAUCUACAGUCUUGGAGUUUGCUUGCUCGAAAUCGGACUAUGGGAAUCAUUCGUAGUAUUUGGGCAAGACGAUCAAAUUCCGCUGCCGAACACUACAAUGCUACAAGUGUCCAUCGAAGAGCUCAGAACAAAAAGUCCCAUUCAGGUGAAAGACCUGCUCGUGUAUCUGGCGAAGCAAGAUCUACCCCGUACGAUGGGGGAGAUAUACAGUGACGUCGUUGUCAAUUGCCUGACAUGUCUCGACGAAGACAAUGUGGAUUUCGGAGACAGCACUGACUUCGAAGGUAACGAUGGUGUUGCUGUUGGAGUCAGAUACAUUGAGAAGAUUCUACUAAGUCUUGGUAGCAUCAGCGUCUAG